AACAUUGCCAAUAUUUUUGAAUUUCAGUUAGUUCAUGAUUGUAACGUGCAGUUAGCACAAUAUCGUAAUGCAGUACAGUGCAUAGGGACAAGCCAAGAUGGUGCUCAACUACGAAAAGAUUUAGAUACAUACGGCAGAGCGUGCGUGCGCUCAUGUGAAGCAGCUAAAAGUUGUGUUUUACCUCAACUUAGGCAUGAAGUGGAAUUCACUAGACAUGCUUCUCACUUUAUUGGUUGCGUAAAUGCUUGUGUUGUAGAGAUGCGCCGUUGCGAGGCAUUAGAACGGACGUUUCCUAUGGGCGAUCCUUCAGUAACUCCUCAGCAAAUAUCGCAUAUGGAGGAAAUGCUUGAAACGCUGGAAAAUUUAAUAACGGUUCAUUUUUCAACGAGUGAAUCGUCACCUGCCGAACGUGUUACACCUCGUCGACGACGUGCUGCAAAUUGUCGACCUACAUGUGUUUGUUCAAAAUUAAAAACAAGCUAUGCCUAA
Molecule: messenger RNA, 489 nt
Organism: Dracunculus medinensis (Guinea worm)
Lineage: Eukaryota; Metazoa; Nematoda; Chromadorea; Rhabditida; Dracunculidae
Source: the annotation of a GenBank genome assembly